Molecule: messenger RNA, 2591 nt
Organism: Ciona intestinalis (vase tunicate)
Lineage: Eukaryota; Metazoa; Chordata; Ascidiacea; Phlebobranchia; Cionidae
Source: RefSeq, a predicted model, not a curated record
AACCGCUGCACUUGUAACAGUUGGCUGAAUUUAUAAGACGAUAGCCAUGGCCAAAUAUUCAGUAGAAAAUGAAGUUGCUGUUAUAGCUGUGGAUAAUCCACCUAUGAAUGCUUUGUCUCAUCAUGUAAGGAAAUCAUUAUUGAAAUAUUUAAAGGAAGCUGAAAGCGAUGAAAAAGUUACUUCAAUCGUGUUAUGUGGUGAUGGAAGGACAUUCCCUGUUGGAGCUGACAUCAAAGAAUUUCACAAAUCAGUCUCUAAACUUGGACCAACAAUAUUAGAUAUUGUAGAUGCAUUGGAGAAAAGUAAGAAACCAACAAUUGCAGCAAUCCAUGGAAACGCACUUGGUGGAGGAUUAGAAAUUGCUCUUGGAUGUCAUUACAGAAUAGCAAUGACAAACUCAAAGGUUGGCUUACCUGAAGUAAAACUUGGUAUAUUACCUGGUGCUGGUGGAACGCAACGCUUACCUCGUGUUAUUGGUCUUGAUAAUGCAAUGCAAUGGAUUGCAUAUGGAGGUCAUCACUCUGCAGGGAUCGGGGCUUCUCUUGGUUUGAUUGAUCGUGUUGUACCACAAGGGGGCAAUAUCAGGGAACACGCAAUUUUAUUCGCAAAGGCUGCUGUUGGAAAGAGUUUAGGUCAACGAAGACUUUCAAACAUUAGUGUUCCUGAUGCAGCUAAGGUUGAAUCCUUGAUGGCAAAACAUUUGAAGGAAGUAAGCAAGAAAUCUCGCGGUGCUUUAGCUCCCAUUGUGUGUCUUCAAGUUAUUAAAAGUUCGGCACUUCUCUCAUAUCAAGAGGGUUUGGAAUCAGAAAGACAAGGAAUGUUCACCCUUUUGGCUUCAAGUCAAUCUCGUGCUCAGAUCUAUUCCUUCUUUGCUGAGAGACAGGUUUCGAAAUGGAGUGUGCCUGGUGUAACCAACUAUCAAAAUGCUGUCCCAAUGAAAGUGAAGGCAGUUGGAGUUGUUGGGUUGGGAACUAUGGGAAGGGGGAUUGCUAUUUGUUGUCUUAGAGCAGGAAAAAUAACUUAUGUGCUUGAAAUGAACACAAAAGCCCAAACAGCUGGGGUUAAAUACAUUCGUGGUUACAUCGAAACCAUGAGAAAAAGGAAACAGAUAAAUGACCAGCAAUCUUCCAUGAUGAAUAAUGCUCUAAUUCCUGUGGAUAACUAUAAUGGAUUGAAGAACGUUGACCUUGUGAUUGAAGCUGUAUUUGAAUCAAUGAAGAUUAAAAAAGAGAUAUUUAAAAAACUUGAAAAAGUUUGUAAACCUUCUGCCAUAUUAGCAAGCAAUACAAGCACACUUAAUAUUGAUGAAAUGGCUUCUGUUACCAAGAGACCUCAGAAGGUUGCGGGGAUGCAUUUCUUUGCACCCGCUCAUAUUAUGAUGUUGUUGGAGAAUAUACGAGGGGAGAAGUCUUCUCCUGAAACCAUAGCAACUAUUAUGGACCUGGGAAAGCAAAUGAGGAAAACAACUGUGCUGGUUGGAAACUGUCACGGGUUUGUUGGUAACAGAAUGUUUGCUUAUUAUACGGCCGAAAGUUCAUUUCUAUUAGAGGAAGGGGCUUACCCUAAACAGGUGGAUGAUGUUUUGUUGGAUUACGGGUUCGCCAUGGGUCGAUUUCAAGUUGGUGAUUUAUCCGGAACUGACAUUGGAUAUAAAAUAAGAAGAGAACGAGGAUUAACCCACAAACAACAACCUGCCGGUACUCCAGAAAGAAAAAGAGGGGAUAGAAGAUAUAGUCCUUUAGAUGAUUUCUUGUAUGAGAAAGGAAGAUAUGGUUUGAAAGCAAGGAAGGGCUGGUAUAAAUAUGAAGGUAGCCGAACUCCAAUUCCUGAUCCUGAAGUGAGGAAGAUGAUAGAUGACUUCCGCAAACGUCACAACAUUAAUCCACGUCAUAUUUCACCAGAGGAAACUCUGCAGAGAAUGAUAUUCCCUCUCGUCAACGAAGGUUUCAAUGUAUUAGAUGAAGGAAUCGCUGCUAACCCGUGGGAUAUUGAUAUGAUAUUUCAACAUGGGUAUGCAUGGCCUCGCCAUACAGGUGGACCAAUGUAUUAUGCUUAUACAAUUGGUCUGCCCCAAGUAUUGAAGGUGAUUGAAGAAAGAUGGAAGUUGGCUGGUGCAAGUGAACCACACUGGAAGCCAAGUAAGAUGCUCACAUGGUUGGUUGAACAUCAUGGUAACCCUGAUAUUAAUGAUUGGAUCAAAUUAUACAAGGAAAGGAAAUCCCAACCCAACAGCAACUUGUAAAAUGUUUUAUAAAUAAAAAUAAUAUCAUUUAUUACUAACAAAGUUCACUUAAGUUAUUAAUUUCGAACAUAUACCUUCAUUCUAAUAUGUUUUGUAACAUUGUAAAUUUUAUUUACCAGAGUUACUGUUUGAUUAGGCUGAAUGAAAUUCUAAUCCUAUUAAUUUAAUUAGAUAUACAUGCAAAGUUUAACAUUAUGUUUAUAUUUAAUUCUUUUUAUAAAUGGAAAUGUGUUUUUGUUUAAUUUUGCCUCUCUAUGCAAGUAAAGCUUCAAUAAUUAUUACUGCAGCGUUCAUUGCGUUAAAAUCAUUAAUUAAAGAAUGUUAUGUUAAUAAACAUAAAUAGAUUAAA